ACCCCUCCUCCAGCUUCGUACAGUCCCACGCCGUAUUCACCUGCUGAGUUCGAUCAGUAUAUGCAGGGCUACAGUGAGCUUAAAAGUGGUAAAUAUGAUCCUUCGACAUUGCUUCUAGAUGCAGUGACUGAUAGCCGAGUAUCGAAGAAGGAGCGACGAGCAUUACCUCGUCAGUUGGAGCAGAAAGGUCGAGAACUAAUGCGGCCAGUGACACCGCCUCCGGCUGUCCGGGAAGAAUACGAUUAUGAAGGCCCGGAAUGGAAUAUUAUUGAGGAUCAAGCAUUGCUGACGGCGGUUCGAAAUGAAGAGCUCAUGUGCCAUAGCUUUGAAAGAGUGAAGACAUCAUUGCGCUUCAAUUGGGAGUACAUUUCUGGAUUUGUUAACCGUGUUACGCGGUUUUACAGAUCUCCACGGCAGUGUUCAAUUCGUUACCAGUUGGUUGUGAGACCGCGUGAAAGUGGUCAAUUAAUGGUCGUGGAUCCAUUAACGAAGAAACCUCGAAAAGUGCCGUUGACUUCGGCAGAGAUUGUUCACUUGCGCAAAGGUCGAGUUACGACGGAACUUCAAUAUACACAUGAUGCUGAUAAAAUACGUGAAGCAUCGAUGUUAGGCCGAUUGCGCUUGAUUAACUCGCUAGCGGAGAGGCAAAAUUCUUACAACAUUGCAAGGCGACCAAAUGGUAUAUUUUCGAGUGAUGAUGGCUUCUUUUCAUCGUUUGAUUCUCUCCGUUUUAGAUCCUCGAUUACUGGAGUUGAGCGGGCGUCUACCCACAGCCCAGGAAAAUCGGCUUGCUGCUAUGAACAUUCGAUUCCCAACUGGUCUUUCACCGCAGGAAAUUCUGUCGAAUUUGGUGAGUACGCUAGUGUUGAAGUGAACAAGCGAGCAUGUUUGAAGUAUUUGUGA
Haemonchus placei is the source of this 903-nucleotide messenger RNA. The record is from the annotation of a GenBank genome assembly. Lineage: Eukaryota; Metazoa; Nematoda; Chromadorea; Rhabditida; Trichostrongylidae.